CGCGUCGAGGAAUAUUGCACACCGAAACCAAAAAAGCUUUUAUUUUGAAAGGUCAGUGCGGAAAGGCGGCUCUUGUUGCAAUCAAAUUGACAGCGCUUCACUAACUGGUCGCCCUGCCCUGCCCUGCCUGAGUUUGCAGUUGAGUGCACCAAGGCUGCACGGCUGUAUUAUAUAACUUUAAUGUACUCACGGUUUAAUGGCGCAAAAAGCGAAUGACUGCGCCCGCGAUCUGUCGAUUCUCUGCGGAUUUACGCCGAGAUCGCGAGCAAAUAACUGAUCGAUCCACUUUUUGUUUUCCUCCUGCUGGCGACGCGCAUUAAAAGUUAUCGACAGAUCAGCGAAGCGGCGGUGGAUCCGUCCGGCUCCAGCUAAUUCAGCGACGUUGUUGUUUUUCCUUAGAAACAUUGUGGAGAAUGUUUUUCUGCCACACGGGGAGAGGGGCAGCAACACUUCCAGCUGAUAUUCCGCCACACAACCACAGCCGCUGCAAGGAGGGGGGUUUAUUUCAGAGCUUGAGGACAUUGCGUUAUUUCUCACAUUUUUUCCCCAGUUUGGACCGACGGGAGAUGACCUAACGGGUGGAGUCCAUCCUAUUUUUCUCACUACAGGAUAAAGACAUGGAUCAGAGUGGAUUUAAGCGCAAUGGUAAUAGAGACGACAGCCUGACAUUUGGGGAGAUAGGAGCCGAAAUAGGCAGAGAUCUAGGUGACGUGCCUGGUUCGCUGCUCCAGCCUGCGAUGCAUCUGCCCGGCCAGACCUCCAUGCCCCAGCCCACGCUGGCCCCGAAUGGACGCGGUGGAACCAAAGAGCAGGGGGACCUGGAAGGCCUCUUUGAGUCGCCUCAGCAUCACGUCCUGUGUGACGUGUCUGACAUGAAGGAGGGUAAAAUGAUCAGGAUGCAGAAGCAGCAACAGGAUAUUGGUUUAGUCGGCAUGGGGGACAACUUGCCGUUGUUGGAUGAGAGUAUUUCCCAUCUGGAGCAGACAUCCACCGCUGUCAUCAGCGCCUCAGAUACCUCCGUCCCGGGAAACCUCCCCCUGCCUGAUCUUUUUCCCAAGCACAUCAAGCAGGAGGGGAUUUUUUGUCUGGACAAGGACUUGGGAACGUACAGUGGACACACAGGCGCGUGUGAUUUGGAUGCCAACAGCAGCCGCCUGCUUGAGGAUACCGAGAUUUGGCAAGACCUGGACCUUCCGAAUUCGCUGCCAGAGAUCAGCGCUUUUGAGUUGGAUUCAGAAGUGGCACACUUGGAUAACAUCCUGAAUGAGAGCAGCGGUUCCGUCAGCGGCUUGCUAAAGGAAACAAAGCAUCUCAUAGGCACCGCGGAGGACACUGCCAGCGUGAAGGCCACAGACCAGCAGCACCAUCCCAUGCACCAUCACCAACACCAGCAGCACCUCGUCCAGCACCAGCAGCACCAGCUUCACCAUCAGCAGCCUCCCACACUUCUCUCCAGCGUCGUUAUCAAGGAGGAGAAGGAUCCCGACGACUCUUUCAUCCACAUCCGAACGCCCGGCGUGGUCAAACAGGAGAAGCAGGACAGUGCCGGUUUCUGCCAGUCCCAGUGUCUCCAGAACAGCAUGAGCUCUCUUCAUCGAGGUGGAGGCCCCAUGUCCUCCGCUAUGGCCGCUGGAGCGGGACCUAGCUACCACUACAGAGCAAACCCGCCCUCCGCAGUGGGCUUACAAGAUCAGAAGCCUUUUGGCAUGUACUCAAACCUGCCUCUGGUGGCAGAAAGCUGGGUCAGGGACAAAAGGUAUGGAGAGCCAUCUGGGAUACCAAACGGCAACGACGGGCUCAACUCUGCCGCAGCGUUUUCUGUCAACUUCGCCGGCUCGUCACCCAGAACAGGAGAGCCGAGCGGCUCCGUGGUGCCGGGUCCGUCCAAACCAGGCGGGCAGACGCACAAGAUCUGUCUGGUGUGUUCAGACGAGGCCUCCGGAUGCCACUACGGCGUGGUCACCUGUGGCAGCUGCAAGGUGUUCUUCAAGAGGGCUGUCGAAGGAUGGAGAGCACGACAAAACACAGAUGGCCAGCACAACUACCUGUGUGCAGGGAGGAAUGACUGCAUCAUUGAUAAGAUCCGCAGGAAAAACUGUCCCGCCUGCCGCUUCAGGAAAUGUCUUCAAGCCGGAAUGAACUUGGAAGCAAGGAAAAAUAAGAAGCUGGUCAAGACGAAACUGGCCCGGCUCCCUGUGCCAUCGGAGCCCGUUUCCAACAUGCCUGUCCCAGUCAUACCUAGGUGCGUGCCCCAGCUCGUGCCCACCAUGCUGUCUGUGCUGAAGGCCAUCGAGCCGGAGAUCAUCUACUCGGGAUAUGACAGCACACUGCCAGACACUUCAACGCGGCUCAUGACCACUCUGAACAGGCUGGGGGGACAGCAGGUCAUCUCUGCAGUGAAGUGGGCCAAGUCACUCCCAGGCUUCCGCAACCUGCACCUCGACGACCAGAUGACGUUGCUGCAGUGCUCCUGGCUCUUCCUCAUGUCUUUCAGUCUGGGCUGGAGGUCGUACGAGCAGUGCAACGGUAGCAUGCUCUGCUUCGCCCCCGACCUUGUCAUCAACAACGAGCGCAUGAAGCUGCCCUUCAUGACCGACCAGUGUGAGCAGAUGCUGAAGAUCUGUAAUGAGUUUGUCAGGCUGCAGGUGUCCUAUGAUGAGUACCUUUGCAUGAAGGUGCUGUUACUGCUCAGUACAGUACCCAAAGACGGCCUAAAGAGCCAGGCGGUUUUCGAUGAGAUCAGGAUGACCUACAUCAAGGAGUUGGGAAAAGCCAUCGUAAAGCGAGAGGAGAACGCUAGUCAGAACUGGCAGCGCUUCUACCAGCUCACUAAGCUACUGGACUCCAUGCAGGAGAUGGUCGAGGGUCUCCUGCAGAUCUGCUUCUACACCUUUGUGAAUAAAACCCUCAGUGUGGAAUUCCCAGAGAUGCUGGCAGAGAUCAUCAGCAACCAGAUACCAAAAUUCAAAGAUGGGAGCGUCAAGCCUCUGCUGUUUCAUCAGAAGUGACUGCCUUAAACUGUGAAUCAAUGCCUUAAACCCGGCCCUGCCCGUGUACCUCACCGGGGCCCACGAGCGUCCGCUUAUCCUGCCUCCGUCGUCGCUCUCGUUCAAGUCCCUCGGUUUCGCCUGGGCCCCGUCUAGGAAUUCUGCCACGCCCCUCCAGGCCUCAGCCAUUCAGCCUAAUUCUUGGAGCACAAUACCUGUGGUCUCAAGCCUCCUGUUCCAGCCCCCGCGUUUGGAAAACUACAGUAUGACUCGCUACCUACCACCGACCCGCUGCCCCUUUUUCUUGGCUGACCGAGAAAAUCCGGCCUCUGAAUGUCUCGUGUGUUUCCAGCACCUUCACCUCCGAUGCCCGAGCGUCCCUGCCCGAUCUAAUCCCACCCACGCAGCCCCUCGAUGAGAAGCCGACACCUUGCAAACACCUUUUUCCCCCCUCUGACAACAAAACACCUAAUAGACUUUUCAGGCUGCCGGGAUUAGCAGCUGAAGCCUCGCGUUCCUCCGCUCCCUCUGCCUUUGCUCGUCUCCGUUUGCCUCUCCCAGCUUCACUGCGCAGCGAAUGUAGUGAGUGGACACUAUUUCUGGGGGUUUCCAGAGGACUGUUGGGGCGAUGAGGGGGAUGAAACAAAAACUUUAUGACGGGAAAGACCUUUAUUUUCUCCUCUGGAUCCAGUUACGGUGAGAACAAACUGUUUUUGACUGUGAAUCCGUCGUCGUUUUUUUUUUUUUUUUUUUUGGAAAUGAUUUGAAUCAGAUUUAUAUCCCUGACCAAUGGAAGAAAGAAAGAAAAAAAAAUCAGCUCGAGGAAUAUUCUCCAUUAAUUUUAUGCAGAUGCACGUUUCUGACAGCACAUGCAGAAGUCACACUUGCACACACACGACGCACACACACGCACAUACAAGCGCAUACAAAGUGUACACACAUUCACUCAAGCAAAUGUUUACACAGGAUGUAUCUGAGGGAAAACCAGUGCCUUUUAGUUUUUAACCUCUUCAUACUCAUCCUCUCUAAACAACUGUCCAUUUUUCAUUUUAUUUCAUUUUUUUUGCAUAAUAAUCAAGCGUUGACUUCAUUCUGCAUAUUUUAAUUUUUUCAUUCACAACUGGCAAAUCUCUGUUUUCCUUUCAAGCUGCCAUUUUGUUGGAUGUUUGUUAAGGUUUUUUUUUUUUUCCUUUGUUUUUCUGCAGCUCUGUCUCUCUGUGCAUGUAAAGAAUGAAGUUAGCCUAAAGGUACUGAUGAGAAAAUAUGAAACGUUCUAUGAAAUUAUAUUAUUUAUGUAAAACAAAGCACAAAGAUAAUCAAGAAAAUGUCCCAGAACACAUUCGGUUGUGUUUCUCUCUUAAAAACCCACGAGACACGUAUUUAAUAAACACACUGCGUCUCCCAGACAGUAUUAAAUCAUGUUGAAAGCUCCAUUAUCCAGAUAAUUUAACGAAACAGAUAUAAUGAACACACAUGCAAAGUGCUCCUUCUUCAGCAAAGACAAAUCCCACAUUGUCCUUAAAUUAAAUAUUUGAAUCAAGGCCUUAGGAGGAAUUAGUCAAUGUUUGCAAUUUAUUCAGAUGCAAUCGUGCAAAUCUUUUCAACCAUCUUUAUUACUAAACUGCAUUUAGUUAAAAGUCAAACGUACAGGAUUUUUACUUCAAAAAUGAUGAAGCAUUGACUUAUUUUACAUAUUCAUAUAAGUUAUAAACCUGAACUUUUCCAUUGGCCCAGUAGAUCUUCACCAUGGAGCGACUCCAAACCAGCUUUUUAUCCACAAAUGAUUUACUGGCGGAGCUUCAGUUAAACACGCAGCCCUGCACUGUAACCUGCUUUAGUUUUACAAUUAGUGCAACUGGUCAACAGCCUAAUGCAAAACCGAUUAGAGUAUGUAAUGCAAAAUGAAAUGACGCUGAUAAGGCUUCGCAGGCGUAGAAGUAGUUUAUAAAGGACUUAAUCUAAUACGAUAAACAAACGGAGAAACAUAUAUUCAAAGCAUAAUUAAUUAUGUUUCCCUUCUUAUCAGAACAGGUGUGAACUGAGAGGUUAAAGGCUGUUUUUAUUUCAUUUUACCUUAAUACUCUGCACGUUCAUUUUAAUUUCUCGAUUUUAAAAAAAUAAUAAAUAAAUGAAUAAAACAUUUACCUGUAAAUGAAUCAGUAAAUAACCAAAGCUGUGUUAACCAGUAACUGUGCAGGACUCUGGCUUGAAGUCAGAACCUGCCUUUUCAUUGCCAGUUGCUUUUUUUUUUUUUUUUUGCUUUUUUUUUGUGUAGUUCAGUAAAUAGUUUCACACACAGCUCCACUGUGACCCAGCGAGUCCGAGUCCCAACGGGGUCAUACAUGAAUUUAGUUUUAGUUUCUUGGAAUCUAAAAUAUUUCUGGAUCCACUAACGAUUCUUUACUCAGUUUCACGCAAAACACCAUCUUUAGGUUAAAUGUACCUUUAUCUCAGCAGACUUGCACAAACGGGGACCGGGGUUCUAAUUAAUUAGUCGACACAAAACACACACGAGUGUAUAUUUGUUUUGUAUAUUGGGUUAAGAUUGAUUUAUCCUGUAAAGUUUGAAAAAUCUUUGGAAGAUGCAACAGUUCGUUCCCGGUGAAUCUAUGAAUCUCAAGCUCAGGCGAUAAGUGAUCGUGUCACUCGGAUGUUGUUCCACUAGUGCCAAAACGCAACAGCUUAAAGGUUAUUUCCCACCUUUUCUUUCCUGGAGUCGAGCGGUUGAUCUGAUCAUGAGGUUGUUGUCACUUUGCUUCAGGGUGCUCAUUUAUGAGAAGAAUCUUUAGCGUCACACCUGCACCAGCGUAAAAAUCACUGAUUGUUCUCACUGUUUUCUCUUUUUUUUUCUUUUUGCCCCAAAACCCAGAAGAUAUAUUGUGCGUUUGAGGAGUUUUCUCCCGUCAUUUUCUGCUGAUGUCACACACACACAGGUCAGCAUUUCGUACACUUGCAAUGUGAAGACAUGUUCAUAUCAGCUCACGUGACGGCCAAAGCUCCUGUUGUGCGACGGCUCCUGCAGAAAUGGGCGAAGCGUCCACCAGCUUUCAGACGACAGCCCCCGUUUCCCCUCCACGUUUUCCCUCCACGUUUCCCCUCCACGUUUUCCCUCCCGCGUUUUUCUUGUCGCCGCCUGAAAAUGUCGACUGUAAAUAAAUCUAUUUUUUUUUUUUUUUCCUUUUUCUGCUGUUUACUCUGAAGAGUGCUCAUCCUCUCUGCAGCACAUAACUCUGAAUGCCAGUUUAAAAGACCAGGUAGCAGGUUGCCAUAGAGACCAUUCAUUUGUGUGUUACUUACAGCUAACGGCGCAGCGGGCUCUGGAUGUGUUCAAGGCGCUAUUCAAUCAGAGCCGUGGUUUUUUUUUUUUUUUUUAAAUCAGCCAUUGUGCUAAAGGGUGGUCACUCGCAGCAGGGUUGUUUCAUGUGCAGUUCAGUGCUUUCAGCUCCACAUGCCAGCCCCCCCCCACCCACCCACCUGCCCCCCCCGCCCGCUCUGUGUGGCCGUAAAAAAAUAUUAAAAAAUAAUAAAAAAUGCACGGGCUGCUUGUAGGCUACGUGUGUGGGUAAGCUGCGUCCAGUAUUAGAGUUGUUCCCAGGUCAGGUUGUGGUGCGUCCGAAAACCAGCUUUAAUGUGUGUCGAUGUGACCCCCCCCCUCCCCUCUCCUCCCCUCCCUCAUUGCUCCUGCUCAUUUCUCAACGGCUAUAGGUGUAUAUAGCAAUGCUGACAUAUCCAGCGCAAUGUAAACAAUUGUGUAUUAAUACAAAGUAUUUUUACAUUGGCAUAACCUCUAUACAUCUUUUACCUUUCAUGUUUCGACUAAAGGCCUUGCAAAAGGGAGACAGAGAGCCAUAGAUUUCAAAUCAGGAAAUAGAGAAACGCUUAACAAAUAUUAAUGCUUUUAAAGAUUGAGCUAUUGUAAAAAAAAAAAAAUAAAUAAAAAAAUAAAAAAAAAAAAACAAAGAAAGAAAGAAAGACACACAAAAAGACAAUAUUUUCUGUGAUUUUGAAUACAUCAGCUUGAUCCUCUUUGAUAUGACUAAUUUUACUCAAUCAUUUUUGUACAUUGAACGAGUCGAGAAAGUUAAUAUUUUCCUGUUUGUCGGUUUGUGUUUGAUAAAGGUAGGCGUGUUGAAUACAUUAGGAAGUGUUAAAAAAACAUGUUUGUCUUGUGAAGUAAAUGUAAAUUCUACGAGUCGGUGGAAAAAGAGUUCUAUAUGGACGCUCACUGUGUUUUUAAAGAUACGAGGAAACGAGGGAGGGAGGGAGGGAGGGAGGAGUGAAAGGUGAGAAGGUCUGGGGGAGAGGAGGGGGGGAGGGUUUCUUGAGUUUAUAUAAAGAGUGACCAAAGCAGAGGAGGGUGAAAAAAAAAUACAAAAGAAGUAUUCAAGAGCAGUUACCUUUUUUUUUUUUUUUUUUUUUUUUUUUUUUAAGUAGCAUUUAAAUAUCCAACUUCUCGUUUUCUUUUAAAUAUGUCUUUUUUGUAAAGGUCUAGGCUUUGGAUCCCAUGUAUAUUGCUGUGAGGAUUUGCUGGUCACUUUAAAAUAGAAAAAAAGUUGAAUCUCCGUGUUAAAGCAAAGUUACCAGACGGAAUUGCACUACCCUGAUAUUGGUUGAUAUAGUCUAUUUUGUAUAAAAUACAUGCAAAUAUUAUCUUAUAAGAUUAAGGGCAGAUUAUGUUCCACUGGUAUAUAUGGCUAUGGCUUUCACUGAAGUCUGUUUUGUUCGUAUUUCAGUUAUGUAAAUGUAAUCCAAUGUAAAGAAAAAAGAAAAAAAAACAACAACAACAGAAAAUACAAAAUGUUUGUUUUAAAAAAUAGUUUGUAUUACUUCUGUAUUACACCUCUUCUGUAGUCAGUGUCGAUAUUUUCACCUAUUUGAUUAAAUGUUGAAUUAAGUUAUCUGUGUUGUCCUUUGGGUUCGGCAUCGGUUUGGCAUGGAUGAUGUUUUUGUCAUCUCCGGUUGAAAGUGGAAAAUGGGAAAGAACAGAUUUCUCUUCAUUUCAAACAUCUUACACAAUAAAUUUUCCUGUUUUUCAACACUGA
This is a messenger RNA of Mugil cephalus (flathead mullet), 8029 nucleotides long. Its product is annotated as glucocorticoid receptor-like. Gene Ontology annotation, molecular function: DNA-binding transcription factor activity; steroid binding; zinc ion binding. Gene Ontology annotation, biological process: regulation of DNA-templated transcription; nuclear receptor-mediated glucocorticoid signaling pathway. The transcript has 10 exons. Gene Ontology annotation, cellular component: nucleus. Lineage: Eukaryota; Metazoa; Chordata; Actinopteri; Mugiliformes; Mugilidae. The record is from RefSeq and is a predicted model, not a curated record. The coding region runs from base 618 to 3008 and encodes 796 amino acids.